This is a messenger RNA of Neoarthrinium moseri, 561 nucleotides long. RefSeq lists its product as uncharacterized. The transcript has a single exon. The coding region runs from base 1 to 561 and encodes 186 amino acids. Gene Ontology annotation, molecular function: RNA binding; RNA nuclease activity. The record is from RefSeq and is a predicted model, not a curated record. Lineage: Eukaryota; Fungi; Ascomycota; Sordariomycetes; Amphisphaeriales; Apiosporaceae.
AUGAAGCUCAGCACCGUAAGCGCACUUGCCCUUGCCAUCACACCUGCGCUGUCCGCAGCCAUUGGCGAUGUCACCCCACGAGCUACACUUUCCACACGGCUUUUUGGAGACGCCCACGACUUUCCAGACAAGGUCAAGUGCCCCGAGACAGACGCUGGUGAUGACAAAGAGUUCGAGAAGGACCAAAUGGAGAAGACUGCCAAAGAAUGGAAGGACAAACUCAACAAUAAGAAGAAGAUCACGACUGGCGACCAAAAGCAAGGGUAUCCUGCUAGGUAUGCCAUUGGCAGCGAAAAUGGCAACGAUGACGCAAAGAAGUUCUGGGAAAAUACGAAGAACAUGAAGUUUUCGGAUGAGUGCAUGAAGGGUUACAUCUGGGAGGUUCCCCUGCUGAAGAAUGGCAAGGAGUGGAGUACCGACGGCAACAAUGGAGACGCUGGUCCAUAUCGACUUUACUUCCUCGCCAAGGAUGGCGAGGUCAAGUUUUGCGGCUCUGCGAUCCAUGUCAGCAACGACCGAGCCAGGGGAAGCGAGUUCAAGCGCUGCGAGCCUGAUGACUAA